GUGCAAGCCAAGCCAGUGAAGAGGCUGUGCCAUACUCGCUCAAUUAUUACAGUAAAUGGGCAGUUCCCAGGGCCGACCCUCAAGGUCAGGAAUGGAGACAGCUUGGUUGUCAAAGUUGUGAACCAGGCGAAGUAUAAUAUUACCAUCCAUUGGCAUGGAAUUAGACAGAUGAGAAAUGGUUGGGCAGAUGGUCCUUCUUAUGUGACACAAUGCCCAAUUCAGCCUGGAGGUACCUACACAUACAGGUUCAAAAUAGAGAACCAAGAGGGAACCUUAUGGUGGCAUGCUCACAGCUCUUGGCUUAGAGCUACAGUCUAUGGAGCCUUAAUAAUCCUUCCCAAAAAGGAUACUUCCUACCCCUUCGCCACACCAAAGAGAGAAUUUCCUGUCAUUCUUGGUGAGUGGUGGAAUUCGAACCCCAUUGACGUCAUCCGGCAAGCACUGAAAACCGGAGCAGCUCCGAACAAUUCUGAUGCCUUCACCAUCAAUGGCCAACCAGGAGAUCUCUACAAAUGCUCCAGCAAAGAAACUACGGUACUCCCGGUGGGUCCCGGCGAGACGAUCCUCCUCCGCCUCAUCAACGCCGCCAUGGUCAACGAGCUCUUUUUCUCGGUAGCCGACCACAAAAUGACCGUGGUGGCCGCCGACGCCUCUUACACUAAGCCCUUUACAACCUCAGUCAUCCUUCUUGGACCGGGCCAGACCAAUGACGUCCUUAUCCAAACCAACCAGCCCGCUGGCCGCUACUACCUAGCCGCCCACGCCUACGAAAGCGGACCGCCGAACACCCCUUUCGACAACACAACCACCACCGCCAUCCUCAGCUACGAAAACCAAAUCACUUCAACACAGCCAAAGCCCGCCGCUUUACCAGCCUUCAACGACACGGCAACCGCCGCCGCUUUCACAGCGAGCAUUAAGAGCCCGAGACCCGUCAAAAUCCCCGGACCCGUAAAUGAGAACCUCUUCUUCACAGUCGGGCUGGGCCUUUUUAACUGCCCGCCGGGAAAAACAUGUAGCGGUCCCAACGGCACUCGGUUCACCGCUAGCAUGAACAAUUACUCUUUUGUUCUCCCGAAACGGCAGUCUUUGCUCCAAGCCGCGGAAUUCGGCAUUCCCGGCGUGUUCACGACAGAUUUCCCGGCUACCCCUCCCGUCAAAUUCGACUACACUGGCAACAAUAUAAGCCCGAGCCUUUACCAACCCGUUAAAGCCACGAAGCUCUAUCCGCUGAAAUACGGUUCGGUUGUUCAGCUAGUGAUGCAGGGAACCAACAUCGUCGCCUCGGAGGAACACCCAAUGCAUAUCCAUGGUUACGAAUUCUACGUGUUGGCGACGGGAACAGGAAACUUCAAUGCGAAGAAGGAUACGGCGAAGUUCAAUCUCGUGGACCCGCCGCGCAGGAACACAAUUGGCGUGCCAGUGAAGGGGUGGGCAGUCAUAAGGUUCGUGGCCGAUAAUCCUGGCGUUUGGUUUGUUCAUUGCCAUAUCGACUCUCAUCUGACAUGGGGCUUGGCUAUGGCGUUUCUGGUGGAGAAUGGAGUUGGGAAAUUGCAAUCUACCAUUCCUCCUCCGCUGGACCUUCCAAAAUGCUAGGAUCUGAAAGAAGUGAACUCUGCUCUGUCCUGAAGCCAGAUCGAAUCGUUUGCUGCUCUGUUUGGCUGAGGAGGGUUACUUAAAUUGUUUUCUUUUGUCUCUGUUCGUAGUUAAUGGAUUUUGGUUAGUUGAUUUAACUUGCAUAUUGUGCAAGUAUGAGAUAAUUAAUUAUCAGAAAUUGUUUCUUCUUAGUUAAAGCAUUGGAUUAUUGCUAAUUUCAUUGAUGCAAUCUUAUUGUGACUUGGUGCAAUGGUCACGUUAGUGUAUUGUUUAGGUCCUGUUUAGUGCAGUUAUUUCAUUAUCAGAAAAUUGUUGUAACUUUAUUUGACUAUUAU
Messenger RNA from Dendrobium catenatum, 1931 nucleotides. RefSeq names its product laccase-3. Gene Ontology annotation, cellular component: apoplast. Gene Ontology annotation, biological process: lignin catabolic process. The transcript has 4 exons. The coding region runs from base 169 to 1596 and encodes 475 amino acids. The record is from RefSeq and is a predicted model, not a curated record. Lineage: Eukaryota; Viridiplantae; Streptophyta; Magnoliopsida; Asparagales; Orchidaceae. Gene Ontology annotation, molecular function: copper ion binding; hydroquinone:oxygen oxidoreductase activity.